AAAAAAAACACAAACGUCAUAGUACGUCACAUCAUUAUUUUUGUAUCGAAAAAAAAAAUGAAAAUUUGCGCAGUUUUCUGUGAAUUUUACACUAAAUUUGUUAUAGUUUAACAUCAACAUAUUCCAUUUUCUAUUUCUUAUUGUGUGGCUGAAGUGAUAGAUGUAAAGAAUUUAGUUUUGGUUCGUUAAACUUGUGAGAGGAAAGCAUAAAUCAGCCGCUGGAAAGUAAACAAUGGUUUAGUGGUUUUAUUGUAAAAUUUGAUAAAAAAAAUAAUUUACUGUGACGAUAGAGCAUGAAUACGGUGGUGAUGGAUGAGCAGCAGUUGUACGAUGGGACGAUGUUGGACAUCGAUCCAAUCCUGGAUGAUUUCCCCAUGGAGAUGUACCAAGGAUCUCUGAAUGGCUGCGUGGGAUCUUGUGCCGGAGUGUUGUCCCAGGAAGAAGGAAUAUCUCCACAAGACGAGCAAUGCAUGAUGAGUCCACAGUACGGAGAUUUUAUAGAUCCGGACAUGUUUCUGAAUGGGGUGGUGAAGCGGGAAAGCGAAUCGGAAUGUUCCACGGGUUCGCAUAGGGACACUCCUUCGCCCUCAGACAGCAAUAAGAGCUGCGAUUCGUACCCUUCGAGUGGGUAUGGAUCCUGUGGCGGUGUCCAGAUGAAUAAUAUUCUGUUUGAUAGCCCUCCUACUUCUCCGGAAUACCCGGCAAAUCCGCCACAGAUAGUUACUGCAGCUCCCGUUAAUGGUGUAGUUCGCGUCGGAGCAGCUCAAAUUCCCGCAAUACAGAAGCCAGUUUGCCUGACGAAUCUAGCUGACCUGAAGAAGGUUAAAAUUCCCCCGAAAAACGCAAAGCCGAACAAUGGAAACCCGACUGGAGCUGUAACAAAAACCAUUACCAACAAGACGAUUGUUCUUACUGCAAAGGACUACCAAACGCUGAUAAGGAAUAUGAAGAGCCAGACCAACAAUGGAACCGUUCUGAUCCGAGCAACGCCAGCAUCGGCAUUUGCAGCCACCAAACCCGUUCUCCCGAGACCCCCCAGGGAAUCUCCGGCAACAGUACCAACAUUUCAACCCGGCCAAACUAAACCUUACCCGGAAACACCUCCGACUCCCGUAAGCCCGCAGAUCCCUCUUUUGCUGAUGCCACCCUCAAUCGAAGGAACGGUCAAUGAACGGGCGCUCAAAAAGCAUCAGCGAAUGAUUAAAAACCGGGAAUCCGCCUUUCUGUCCCGAGUGCGCAAGAAAGAGUACGUCACGUCGCUGGAGCAACGCAUCGAUGAGCUCACGAAGGAGAAUCUGUAUCUGAGAGACGAAAACGCUAAACUGGUUGAGAAAAUCAAACACAAAUGUGUCUGUGAUGGAAGCAGGUUAAAGCUUGGCAACUUCAAUAUAAUCACCAAGCAAAUGACGCCCAACGUGCGAAAAAAUACUGCAAUAGUUUUGGCAAUGCUGUUCAUGGUUUCGUUCAAUUUUGGACCGCUAGGGAAUCUACUGACUGGACAGGUAGCAAAUCGCGAUUUGUUGGAAACCCCGGAAGAAGUGCCUCAUCACAAGCGCAAUCUGCUUUGGGUGGAGGAUUCUAAUCUUCUGAGCGCUCGGAAUGUCGACAUAAGUUUGAAUCUGAGCAAUUUCGAUGAUCUUUCUGCGAGAGCCAACGGAGAGGAGCCUUUUUCAAUUUGUCCCUUUUAUGUAAAUCAAACGGAAAACAUAAGACUGGCCAGCGAAUUGCGUCGGUGGAUUGGUGAAAAUGGUUACAAAAACUUGACUGAUCAGGACGGAGACGACAUGAGCAUCAAUUCGUUUUCGGAAAUGUUUGCCUUGAAAGACACGAUCGAUUCCAUGUACCAACAGAUGAAGGACAUCAGUUCCCAGAUGGAAUCGUUCCAAAAGCGAUCGAAACUUCAGUUGGGAAUCAAGAAACGCAACCAUCUGAAAGGGAAAAAGGCUCGAUCGUUGGAAAUUUAUCAGAAGCAAAAGCCACGGAAGGAAAGCGAACUGGCGUUCUACUAUUCUGGAUUUGGCAAAAAGUAUGCCAAGUUCUUCGAGGAAAUUGGCCGUCGAGAUGAUACGUUCUAUCUGGUGUCGUUUAGUGGAGAGCAUCUGCUGCUACCAGCUUUAGCGUACAAUAAAACCAAUCGACCCAAAAUGUCGCUAAUGUUGCCGGCUAUGGUGGAUAAUGCAACCCAUCCAUCCGACAAAGUGACAUUGAUGCAAAUCGACUGCGAGGUGAUGAACACAUCGAUGAUCCAAAUUCGGGAGAAAACGAUUCCGGGCGAUUUGCUGCGUCCACACGGAAAACCGGAUGAAUCCACAAAUGGGACUAACGAAAAACGCUAAGAAACCGCAAAAAAGUGCACCAGAAUUUAGUGACAAUAACGUACAAAACGUAAGCAGCUCAAACACAGCGAAGAAUAACCGAAGGGUUCACCAUAAGCACCCUUCUGCUAGGCCGUUCUUUGUUCAACGAAUGAGUGAGCAUUUGAAAAGUGAUUAUGAUCUACAUUAGACUAAGAGGAAAACGUUCCAACUGUUAUAUCAUUUAAAAUUUUCUGUUCAUUUUUCGUACCUUGAUAUUCUUGUGUCUAUGUAACUUAUUGAAACUGAAAACUAUUUAAAAAUCGUUAUAAAUUGUAACUAUUGUGCAAUGUAGGACUGCAGUCCUAAAUUACCUUUGUUGAACUUCGACCCGUACAUUUUUAUUUUCUUUGCGAAGAAUUGGAAUUGGCUGUAAUAUUAGUAAUUUAAAAUCAUUGUGGACAAUGCGAGAAUAAUCUUACAAAUGCAUUUGGAGAUAAUCUUUACAAAACCUACUUUAAUACCAUUACGAUAAUCUUACACGAAUAAAACAAACGCAUACCACGUC
Messenger RNA from Aedes aegypti (yellow fever mosquito), 2862 nucleotides. It is a transcript of the gene Atf6, whose product is annotated as cyclic AMP-dependent transcription factor ATF-6 alpha. The record is from RefSeq and is a predicted model, not a curated record. The transcript has 5 exons. The coding region runs from base 294 to 2336 and encodes 680 amino acids. Lineage: Eukaryota; Metazoa; Arthropoda; Insecta; Diptera; Culicidae. Gene Ontology annotation, molecular function: RNA polymerase II cis-regulatory region sequence-specific DNA binding; DNA-binding transcription factor activity, RNA polymerase II-specific. Gene Ontology annotation, biological process: endoplasmic reticulum unfolded protein response; regulation of transcription by RNA polymerase II. Gene Ontology annotation, cellular component: nucleus.